AUGAAUGCGAAAUGUUUGGUCAGAUUGUGUCAUAGUGCUGUCGUGAGACCGCCGUACCCGAAAUCGUGGUUGCCUGCGAUUUUUGUGCAUUCGAAGAAGAGACCACAUAAUGUGCAACAACCGAUAUCGCCAUAUGAGGAAUUUUCCCCGGAUUUCCAGUUUUCUUUGCAAGAUGAAGAAAUGACCUCACACAGCGAAAAUACUCUUCCGAAAACACUUUCUAAAAAAGAGCUCUAUAUUCAAGCUUGUGAAGAAAUAAAUGCAAAGAAGAGUGGAUGUGCUCCAUCGAAAAGAGCUCUUACACUUGUGCGGGGAGUGUUGCAUGCCCGCUCACUCUUGAAAACCUCACUUUCGGAUCGGUCAGUGACUUUGUUCAAUUUUCAUACGACAGAUUUCGCCGAGAAGCUCUUACAGUCAAACAUCGGAAGUCUCGUCAUCGUCGAGAGUGAUCGCAAUUAUGCUAGAGCAGCUAAGGCUUUUGCUCGUACUCAACGAGCUCAAUCUCGAAAUGUGGCAGCUUAUCGUACAGAGCUGGGCACGCUCUUGGGGAUUUCACGCAAAAAGGUAUCGGGAUUCCCGUCGCACUUACUCUCUGCUCGAUCUGAAGUGCCGAGAAAUCCUUUUGCACUCACCAGUACGGAUCCUCAAGAUGAGUCUGGUAAUCCUUUCUCGAGAUCUCCAAUUCUGGCCAGCACACUUCCAACAGUAUUACAGCAAACGUCUGUUCUAGAAGCUCUCUUGAACAACCUACUUCUACACUAUUCUGGAAUAGAUGAGGAAACAAUUUAUGCUUAUGGACAGAUAGAGCUGAUCACAUUUCUCAGUGCAUUCACGUUAUCUCAUCUUCUGGCUGGGGUGGAUCCUCGUUUGUCAUUUUUGUCACAUUCAUAUCGUAGAAGAUCCGAAUUAUUCUUCAAGUUGUUUGAUAUUGAAUUAUUACGGGUAGAAGGAUAUUCUCGUCGUUCAUUCAUUCCUGCUAUAUGUGUACCGAAACGAAUACCUCAUGAGAAAAAGUUGAAGGAACUUAAUAUAAUCAACGGAUUACUGUAUGCCACCGCUAUACGACCGAUUCGGUGCAUCACAUUAGGCGAUGUUGAUAUUGGAGUUCACAAUGAUCGUGGAUCAACGUUGGACGCUCGUUGUUUGUUACCGUUCGCGUACUGGUUGAAUCUUAUAGGAAAGCAGCAGGCAUCGAAGAAAACGAAAAAAGUCCUCGAGGAGUUGGGCUUUGAAUCUACGUCCGUUGCCCUUCAAAAAAUCGACGGGAAGCGUUCAAUUGGGCAAGCAUCAACCGAUGAUCUAGAACACGCUUUUAUUGCUGUACGAGAAGAGUUGGAGCAGACAAAUGGGUUUGAAAAGUACAGGGAAAUGAUAAUCUCUAGGCGAAGCGCAUAA
Messenger RNA from Necator americanus (New World hookworm), 1395 nucleotides. RefSeq lists its product as uncharacterized. The transcript has 11 exons. Lineage: Eukaryota; Metazoa; Nematoda; Chromadorea; Rhabditida; Ancylostomatidae. The record is from RefSeq and is a predicted model, not a curated record. Bases 1 to 1395 code for a protein of 464 amino acids.